Neurospora tetrasperma FGSC 2508 is the source of this 1006-nucleotide messenger RNA. RefSeq lists its product as uncharacterized. The record is from RefSeq and is a predicted model, not a curated record. Gene Ontology annotation, cellular component: Ino80 complex. NCBI's taxonomy places the organism in Eukaryota, Fungi, Ascomycota, Sordariomycetes, Sordariales, Sordariaceae. The transcript has 2 exons. The coding region runs from base 1 to 876 and encodes 291 amino acids. Gene Ontology annotation, biological process: chromatin remodeling.
AUGGCUCCUCACGUUAAGAGCAGCGCUACUCCCAAAGACCGACGAAAGUCGAACGGGGUCGGCGUCUCCGUGGCCAGCUCUAAUGGCGCGUCGUCCAAGGUUGUCACCCUCGCCGUGACACCAAAGAAUCUACGUGCUAUUGUCGAUCCUGGUUAUGUCAAAGAGGACACGCCAGUUCUCAAAGAGACCAACGAUUCACCUGUCGACUCGGCCAUCAUCCCUGCCGUCACGAAUUCGGCCGCUGAGAAUGCGUCCGACUCAAAUGCAAACACUCCCGCGGCUGGUACCCCGGCGCCGCAGUCCGGCCCCAUGGGUCCACCUACUGAUGGGCUGAAGAAGAAGGGCGUUAAGCGGGCGGCAGGUGCUGGCGUGAAUGGCAAUGGUGAGGCCAAGGUUCGGGGCAAGCCGGGUCCCAAGAAGAAGCAGAGGCUAGACGACGGUACCAUCGAGGGCGGCCGAGGCGGCUUGGCUGCGCACAAACUUGGACCCAAGGCUAACAUGGGCGCUAUCAACGCCGGUCUCCGAGCUCUUGAUCGGUCUGGCAAGCCUUGCCGGAAGUGGACCAGAGGCGGAUUCACCCUCAAGAGUUUCACCGGCGUUGUCUGGGAGCUUCCGCGCUGGACCGCGCCGCCUAAGCCACGGCCGGAACUAACGGCAGAGGAACCCAUUCCGGUUUCAGCAUCAGCCGCAGGCAGCAGCAAAGAGAACAUCAUUCCGGGCGAGAACGCCCAAGUCAAAAGCGAGUCAAGCAACAACGGGGUAGAUGUCGAGAUGCAGAACGCCCCUAGCUUUGCCGCCGCCAACUCAGCCGCGCCUUCACCGGGACCGACUCCAGCACCAGCACCUGCAUCAGUACCGACAGCCAUUGCCGUAUAGGUAUCUCCGCUUGCAGCUCAAACUUUUCAGUUAUAUACAUGAACGUUGCUGUUGAAGCUUGGCCAUAGUCGGCUGGGCAUCAAGGGUACGGUUGUUAAGAGCAUUCGAGCAUCGCACUGGGAGGAAAAGG